Messenger RNA from Diatraea saccharalis (sugarcane borer), 1299 nucleotides. The record is from the annotation of a GenBank genome assembly. Lineage: Eukaryota; Metazoa; Arthropoda; Insecta; Lepidoptera; Crambidae.
AUGAUUUUACAGGGCGAAACGAUAUUUUCGUGGUACAGCGGCGAGGCGGGUGGCGGCGUGGGAGCGGAGCGCGUGGCGGAUAGGUGGGGCGGGCGCGUGCGCAGGUUGACCGACGGACGGCUGGGGCUCGGCCGCGGCUCCAUCAACGUGACCGCCGUGCGCGAGACCGACGCCGGCCUAUAUCGAUGCCGUGUCUCCUUCCCCAACCGCACGCCGCCUGCUCGCAACAAUGGAACAUUCUACUUCCUUGAUGUUGACGGUGGUAAUCUGAUAGUGACUCCCCCUAUGAACGUAACGGUGCUGGAAGGUUCGCGAGCGGAACUAGAGUGCCUGCCGAAGCACAGUGAGGCGAGCGUGCAGUGGUACCGGGACGGGCUCCCGCUCGAGCGGCUGCCCGAGCUCGCGGCGAGGGCGGAGGCCGCGCGCAACGGGAGCCUGGUGCUGCGCGCCGCCCACAGCGCCGACCCCGGCGAGUUCCAGUGCCGCGUGCGUGACCCCGACGGCACCACGCAGUCUGCCAGCGCCUUCCUCGACGUGCAGUACAAGGCGAAGGUAGUAUACUCCCCAUCGGAGCGCUACUUACCUUACGGCAAGCCGGCGAGCCUGGACUGUCACUUCAGCGCCAACCCGCCGCUCACGAAUCUGCGCUGGGAGAAGGACGGGUUCCUGUUCGACCCUUAUAAUGUACCUGGCGUUUUCUAUAGCAGGAAUGGCAGUCUGCUCUUCAAUCAGGUGGACGAAUCCCACGAGGGAGAAUAUUCUUGCACGCCAUACAACGCGCUGGGCAGCGCGGGCGCGUCGGAGGGCGUGCGCGUGCGCGUGGCGCGUCCGCCCGCGCUGGCGGCGCGCCCGCGGCCGCUGUACGUGGCGCGCCUCGGGGACCGCCUCACGCUGCCCUGCGCGCCCGCGCCCCGCCCGCCGCUGCCGCCGCCCGACCUGCGCUGGGCUAGGAAGGACGGCAGCGAGUUGCCAAACAAUCGGCACUCGAUAGAAGACGGCAACCUGACGAUAGAGGGCGUCGCGGAGGAGGACCGGGGCGUGUACGUGUGCACGGCGACCAACGAGGCGGCCGCCGUCAGCGCGGAGACCGAGGUGAUGGUGGAGAACCUGCCGCCGCGUGCGCCCCACAACCUCACCGCACGCGCCCACCACGACUCUGUUCAUCUUUCGUGGGUGCCAGCUAUCAUAUUAAUGAUAGAUAUAGCGCGUGUGAACGGUCUAUGUGGGCGGAGUUAUGGGCGAUGCAACGCGCGGCGCCUCGCGAUCCCACGGUUCGUGUACGUACAUCGUCGGCGCUGA